AUGCCUCGUGUGAUAUGUGUUGCCGAAAAAAACUCAAUUGCUAAGGCUGUGGCUGGGAUUUUAAGCGGUGGGAGAUCAUCGAGACGUGACAGUCCCAGUAAAUACAUCAAAAACUAUGAUUUCACAUUUGAUUUCCCGUUUUCAGGGCCCAGCAACGUGACAAUGACAUCUGUGGCUGGCCAUCUUACCGGGCUGGACCUGGAUCAGGCACAUGGGUGGGGAAAAUGUCCAAUCCCGCAGGUUUUCGACGCCCCAAUCGUCGACAUACGGACCAAGGACCAGGAAAAAAUGGCCAGCAACAUUAAAAGGGAGUGUCGCAAUGCAGAUUUUCUCAUGAUAUGGACCGAUUGCGAUCGUGAGGGCGAGUAUAUCGGGUGGGAAAUCGUGCAGACGGCGGUGCAAGCAAACCGCGCGCUUCGCGAAAACGUGUUCCGCGCCAGUUUCUCGCAUCUGGAGAGUCGCCAUAUAGCACAGGCGGCGCGAAAUCCAAACCGGCUCGACCAGCGUGCUGUGGACGCUGUGCGAACACGUAUGGAGGUCGAUCUGCGGUCCGGUGUGGCAUUUACGCGGUUUUUGACAGAACUUCUAGGGUCCAAAAUAGAGCGCGAUUCGGGCUCCAAACCCAACCAGCGGCCCAUAAUAUCUUACGGAACCUGUCAGUUCCCCACACUGGGGUUUGUUGUGGACCGUUUCGAAAGAAUUCGCAAGUUUGUGCCGGAGAAGUUCUGGUAUCUUGUCCUUUCAAUUUCCAUUGGGUCCGAUAAAACAACGUUCCAAUGGGAAAGAGGCCAUCUCUUUGACCGUCUUGCUGUGGCCGUGAUAUAUGAGACGUGCAUCGAAAGCUCUCGUAACAUGGCAAAAGUGGCCUACGUGAAAUCCAAACCAACCUCGAAAUAUCGGCCAUAUCCACUCACAACAGUUGAGCUGCAGAAAAACUGCUCGCGAUACUUCAAAAUGAGUGCCAAAGUCUCGCUAGAAGCCGCCGAAAAGCUGUAUCAAAAGGGUUACAUAUCGUAUCCCAGAACGGAGACCGACAGUUAUCCCCAAGCUAUGGAUCUUCGAGCUUUGGUUCAGCAGCAAACUUCUGAAAGUAGGUGGGGUACUUAUGCCCAAAAUCAACUUAGCGGGAUGGGUCCAAACCAGUUCCAAUGGCCCCGAGCUGGGAAAAAUGACGACAAAGCACAUCCUCCGAUACACCCGAUCAUAAGUGCAGGUGCUGGUCUAGAUAAUGAGAAUGAAAAAAAGGUUUAUGAGUACGUUACUCGCCAUUUUCUAGCAUGUUGUUCGGAAGAUGCCAAGGGCCACUCUACCACGAUGACUCUACAGUGGGGGCCUGAAUUUUUCAGCGCAAAUGGAAUCGUGGUGCUCGAAAAGAACUUCCUUGAGGUUUACCCAUAUAUGAAAUGGGACUCGACGAAGCAGCUUCCAAACCUCAACGUUGGUCAAGACGUCGAGCUGUCGUCUUAUCUCAUGAAGGACGGACAGACUUCCCCGCCUAAUCAGAUGACAGAAAGCGAAUUGAUCCUGCUUAUGGAUGCAAAUGGCAUAGGUACAGAUGCCACAAUUGCCGAACAUAUCGAGAAGAUACAACAAAGAGAUUACAUCAAGAAAAAGAAAAUGAACAAACAGACGUACCUGAUACCGACGACGCUGGGAGUUUCUUUGGUUCACGGGUUUGAAGCGAUUGGUCUAGAAGACUCAUUUGCCAAACCUUUUCUUCGACGUCAGAUGGAAGUCGACUUAAAAAUGAUAUGUGAUGGGAAUAAAAAUAGAGCCGAAGUGGUUAAUGACUUGAUAUCGAAGUAUCAAGACUAUUACGGCUUAACUAGUUCGAGAAAGAACAAACUUAUUGAAACAUAUACCGAUAUCAAAUCAGUUAUGUGA
Messenger RNA from Lachancea meyersii CBS 8951, 1884 nucleotides. Lineage: Eukaryota; Fungi; Ascomycota; Saccharomycetes; Saccharomycetales; Saccharomycetaceae. The record is from the annotation of a GenBank genome assembly.